This is a messenger RNA of Sitodiplosis mosellana (orange wheat blossom midge), 4757 nucleotides long. It is a transcript of the gene Rab26, whose product is annotated as ras-related protein Rab-26. The transcript is spliced from 10 exons. Bases 532 to 1671 code for a protein of 379 amino acids. Gene Ontology annotation, molecular function: GTPase activity; GTP binding. The record is from RefSeq and is a predicted model, not a curated record. Lineage: Eukaryota; Metazoa; Arthropoda; Insecta; Diptera; Cecidomyiidae.
AUUAUUUCGUUUUUCACAGCUAAAGUCGACCAUCCGUUGAAGCCGAUGAGCAUUUAUUGAAUAAACUCUCAGUCCCACUCCAUCAAUAAAUAGCGUCUUAUAAACGAGCAUUUGAACCAUUUAUAAAACAAAGUAUUUUUUGUGUUCGAAAAUAAAAAUAAAAUCAAGUGAUUGUGAUGUUAAAAAAGUGAAUGUUUAACAAUAGUAAAAAUUCAAUCAGUUUAAAGCAAAAGUUGUUUUGGAAUAUUGAAUGUCAUAAUCAUUGAACUAUAUAAAUGUUUUAUGCAGAUAUUGAAAUGUUUUAUCAACAGAAAACAGUGUUUUAUUCAAUUCAACAUUCAAAUUGAAACUGAAGUUUUUAAGGUUAAAAAUUGUGUAAAGUUCAGUGCAAUCAGAUCAAAAUUGUAUAAAAUAUUAUAAAAUCUCAAUUGGACGUUUUUGUGUCUCUUUCUCUCUCUGUGUAUGUAUUUGUUUGUAUAUUAAGUACAUUACGUAUUAAAGACGAGAGAAAAACGCUGAAUAACCAAUAAAAUGAGUAGCUUUUCAUUUAACACCAACCACAUUAAUUACAAUCAAAGCACACAAAAUACUCAAAACUCGCCAUCGUAUCGACAACAACAACAGCAUCAGCAGCAGGCAUAUAGUCCACAGAAUUCGCCACAACCGCACGAACAUCAACGGCGGGAGUCUCUAGUGAAGCCCACAUGGCAGAAUGUGUGCCCGGGUGAGGUGCCAUUUGAUACACUCGAAAAGCUCAAUAGACUAUGUAACGGUGAACAGCAGUCAAUUCUAUUACAACAACAGAAAUUCCGCCAACAAACGCAACAUCAGCAAAACAAUCAUGCAAAAGCAGCUCAGAACAACAUUGAAUCGUUAUCUUCGGCCACUGAUUCAUACCGCGGCGACACUGGCAUUGACAAUGAUGAUGCUGCGACGGACAACUGUACAGGAAAUAUGAUUAACCGGAGUGGGUUUAGUGAUAGUACAACAGCAGCAGCAGGAACGAGCAACAGCAAGCAAUUCACAGCAGCAUUAAAAGUGGACAAACAGCAGCGACGACAAGUCGAAUUGUACGACGUUGUCGGGAAGGUCAUGCUUCUUGGUGAUUCAGGUGUUGGAAAAACAUGCUUGCUUGUUCGAUUUCGUGAUGGAACUUUUUUGUCGGGGAGUUUUAUAUCAACAGUUGGAAUUGAUUUUAGGACCAAAAUCGUUCAAUUGGACAAUGCCCGGGUUAAACUACAGAUAUGGGAUACUGCUGGCCAGGAGAAAUUCCGAAGUAUAACGCACGCAUACUAUCGCGAUGCUCAUGCUUUGCUUUUGCUGUACGAUGUGACGAAUAAGACGAGUUUCGAUAAUAUUCGUGCCUGGUUGGUUGAGAUACAUGAAUAUGCUCAAGAUGAUGUCGUCAUUUUGUUGCUAGGAAACAAAGCCGAUUGCCCGGAUCGUCAGGUGAAACGUGAAGAUGGUGAACGAUUGGCACGCGAAUACAAUGUAACAUUUAUGGAAACCUCUGCAAAGACUGGAUUGAAUGUAGACUUAGCGUUUUCAGCUGUUGCCAGGAAACUGAAAAGCCGAAACAUGGACGUGGAUGAGGCUCGAUUCAAUGUACAAGAUUAUGUGAACGAGCAAACGGCGUCGAAAGGUCCAACUUGUCCCCCAUGCAAUUUGUGAGUCAAUUAUAUGAAGCGGUCGACGGCGAUGCCAUUUCUAAUUACAGCGAACAUAAUUACAUCACAAUCCUGGUACAAAAACAUCAAAGGAACACGAAAAUCUUUCUCUUCUUCUUCUUCCAAACAUUUGCAGCAGACUUGAGAGUCAGCAUUUAUUUUUGCGGCAGAUUUCAACACUGUUUUGUGCGUAUGAAAUAUCGAAUACCUUCCGAAUUGUUGCAAAAAGCAUGGCAUUGAAUAUAUUUUAUCCAUCAACUCAUUUCUCUUUCGUAUGGAAUAAAAAGUUAGAAAUUUUUUUCUUGCUAAUUUAAAAGAGAAGAAAUCAUCGUUUCGGUUAUUUUGAUAAAAUCAAAACGGAAACGAGAUUUAAUUAACAAAGAGAAUAAUCUAACAGAGCAAGUGAGUGAGUGAUGGUGGUGUGCAAAUAACAUCGACGUCAAAUAUAUUCAAUGUUUGUGGAUGGAGGAGAGAAUAAAUAUAUAAUGCAAAUCGACAUACACAUCAAAAUGUUGAUUAAUAAAAUGUAAAUAUGAAUUUUGAUUUUCAUCAGGAAUAAAGGAUAUAUAUAUAUAUAUAUAUAUAUUAGGCUGAAAUACCAACAAUCUUAAUUAGCGCAUGUAGAAUUUAUAAGGUAGAAUAUUUUAGGGUCGCUCGAAAAUGACAAUGUUUUCGAUUUUUCGAACUCCACAUUAUACACUCGGAUCAUUCAGAGGUGAAUAAAACCAUAUUUAUGGGGCCGCAGCAAGUGUACAAAACAGUAAAACAGUAAACAGAAUUUAUUUGCAUUUUUGACAUAUUCCACCAAGUUUCAUACACACACACUCACACAAAAAAUCUAUAUCAGCCAACUGUUUAUUGUGAAAGUAGUCUUCGUCUGUGAAACCACACUAAUUGGCGCACCUUAUGAAACUGAUGAAAACCUCAUGUCAAAUAACCAAGCGAAAAGGCAUAAAUUCUUGACAAUAUUGGAUUGAUUAUAGCAAACAUUAACCAUACAAAAGGAAAAUAAAACCAACAGUACACAUUAGCAUAUCUUCAUCAUUCUCAUGUGCAACAAUUGCUUUGAAAUGUAUGCAUACCAAAUUAAUUCUCACUUUUUGUUUAUACUCAAAAUAUUUUUGAACAUGUAAAAAGUUUGUUGGAUAUCAAACAUGAUAUUUAUAAUUGACAAAAAACCAGUAGACACAGAAAUUAUAGUUUGUAUAUAUUUAUAUAUAUAUAUGUCACUAAAUAGUGACAUAUUAUUCGUGACAGACAUCGCAAAGAAUGUCUGGAUUUUCUAUCAGCAGACAGACAACGAUGCAAGCUACAUGUAGCGAAAAUCAAUUUACACAGAUCGGCACACAUGAAUAAACACAUCGUUUGAGUAUACUAUCACAUGUUUUAUACAAUUCGGUUGCUAUGCCAAAGUUUUGGGAACAAUUUUCAAGGAUCGUGGUUUUUUUUUUGUUCUCUGUGAUUUAUGCUCUGCACAAGACACAUUUACGACUAAAAAAAGGAAAUUGAAAAAUAAUUCAAAUAUUCAUCUGUCUGCAUUUUGUUCGAGUUUGUGGUUUUCGUUAAAUUCUUCACUUAACUCGAAAUAUACGAAAUUUCAUUUUUUUUUCUCUCUUUUAUUUGAUCAUCGAGUUUGAGUGGCACAAAAUGUUUGAUGUCGUGUUGUGUCAUGCCAUGAUGCAAUGUUCGUAUUCACAUUGACACCAGAUGUCAUUCUCUUUUUAUCGUUUUGCAAAGGUAAUAUUUACACGGCAAAUGAAUUGCUUCCAAGCAUAUUUUCGCUUCUAACAUGAUGGGUGAUGCAUGGGUCAAUGUUUGCUCUCUUCGGUUCGAUUCGGUUUAACAAACAUUCACAUUACAAUAUCAUAGUCAUUUAACAUAUCAUUUUCUUUUAGAUACAAACAAAUGCGCAUGGACACAACUAUUUAUGAAUUAACGUAGCUUAUCUUCUCAAAUUUAGUCAAAAAUUGUUUACACCGAAUUUCAGUUGUUGUUAUUGUUGUUAUCUUCAAUAUUCAUUUCCCAUAUCACAUCAGCCAACGUACAAAAAUUAAUCUAAUUGCAGAGAAAUAUGGAAACGAAAUAAAUUGAAAACAGAAUGAAAAGUAAAAUGAAUCCAAAUACAUAUUCAAAUAUUUGAGUUUAUGAAAAAAAAAAAAACAAAUAUUUUAUUAGAUGCAUUCCAAUGGAAGUAGUGGAUGCGCUCAGGCUAGAACUAAGAAUUAUUUAUGAACGUUGCGGCAGCGGCUUUUUGUUGAAUUUGAGCUGAGUUUUUAUUAAUGUUUUCAAUAGACAUUGGUGACAAUAAUAUGAUUCUUAUGUGGCCAAUCAAAAUAAAAGCUACCGUUUUCCUUCAUAUUUUAAAAUUAAAUGUUGAAAUAUUGUCGAAACAAAAAAGAGAAGAAAACAGAACCAAAAAAGCUUCACAUAUUCCUUAUGAUCUGAGUAUUGAUCUAGAAAAAAAAAAGAAACACAAAAAACACACACAUACAGAUAUAAAUAUACAAGAAAAUAUAAAUGUUCAAUCAUUUACCUAGACAAGAGAAUAGAUAUUUGAUUCAUAGAAAAAUUGAAUGAGUGAGGGCACAAAUGACACAUGGAUUCACAAUAUACAUAUUUUGUUUAGAGAUGUAACCCUUUAAAAUAUUUCGAAUUCAAGUCUUACUUGUUCCCUCAUUCAGUUGUACUUUGUUAUCGUUUAUAGUCGGAAAAAUCAGACUAGUUUCCACAGAUAACUUGAAAUAUGCACCCAUUUUAUUUAGCUCAUAAUCGCGUUCUACAUCAGAACCGAUCGCAAAACAAUCACGACAUUGACACUGACAUUGACCUUCGGAAUCAAAAUCAAAUUGAAUGAUUCAAUAAAACGUUUUCAUUUGAAACCAGGCACAUAUGUCUAAACACAAUUGUUUGCUUUCUUUUUUGUAUUUUGUUUGAACACGAAAGAAAAAUUCAUGUUAAAAUAUUUCAUAUAGAAUCAACGUAGAGUAAAUUGCUUAUAAAUACAUUUAUUACUAUUGAACAAAGAUACAUACGCACAAAAGUGUGUAAUUAAAUUAGAAAGAAGAAUCUUGAAUACGAUUACAUCUUCUU